UUUUUUGUUAGACAUCAGUCAAAUAAUUGUUCUCGAGUUUCUGCUUAAUUUUUUCGAAUUUCAGGGUUAUAUUUUGUUUAUUUUUACAUUUUAUUAUCUGUAUUAUAUUUUGUGGCUACUUAAUGGGUGUAGAAAGACGUUUCUUUUAUGAAAUUACCGGUGAAAGAGCUCGUGAACUUUUAUUUCUAUAUGGAUCUAAUGGAUUUAUUGUUCGUCCAAGUGAGUCAAGCGCUUCUGAUUAUACCUUGUCUAUCCAUCGAGGAACACGAGUAACUCACGUCAAAAUCGUGCACAAUCCUCUUUCCAAAACUCUUCGUUUACCCUCUGGACAUGACUUUCAUUCAGUUGAAGCGGUUGUACAAUUUUUGGAAAGUAAUCCUAAAGUGUUGACAGAAGCUGAUGGUUUGAGUAUUGAAUUGACUAAACCUGCACAGUUACCUAUUGCGGAAACUGUUGUGAAUGUUGGAAGUGAUCGCUUUUUUCAUAUUGCUACAAGUGGACAUGAGGCAGAAGCAUUAUUAAAAGACGAACCUUGUGGAACUUAUCUUGUUAGGGAAAGCUGCAGCAAUGAAGGCGAAUUUGCUCUAUCCGUUCGUAGCAAUACCGACAAAGUUGUCCAUGUCCGCAUAUCUCAUAAGAAUGGGAGAUUUUGUAUUGUACCCAAAGACAAUUUCCGAACAUUGGCGGGACUUGUAGAAAAUUAUAUUCGACUGCCGAUGGUUCAGAAUGGCGGCAGUGCUGUAAAACUCAAAACUCCCCUCCCCUCUACCAGAUUUACUGCUGCCACAAUUGAUGAUCGUAUAGAUUGUUUAUUGAAACCGUCAAAGAAGCAUGGGGCUAAAGAUGAAUUUGCUGAAGAAUUUGAGAACCUCCACCGUCAUGAGGAAGAUUCUCAACUCUUUAUUAGCUGCAAAGAAGGUAGAAAGGCAGAAAAUGUUCGCAAAAAUCGUUAUCGAAAUGUUGUUCCGUUUGAUCACACACGUAUAAGACUACAACGUUCACCUUCUUCAAAUAAUGGAUGUGCUGGUGGAGGAGGAGGGAAACUUUUAGUAAAUAAUGAUUAUAUAAAUGCAAAUUAUGUUGAGAUUCCUUUGGACACAAAACGAUAUCCUGAAUUUGCUGACUUUAAACGACGUUAUAUUUCAACUCAGGUAAAAUGUUAUCGUUAUUGGCCUGAUUUGGACGAAGAAUUUAUUUAUGGGAAUUUAAUUGUUAAAACUAUUGAGGAAACUAAAAGUGAUGAUUAUAUGCGUAGAGUAUUUGUUUUGAAAAGAAAAAAAGAUGAGAAUAAGGCAAAUGAAGCAAAAACUGCUGCCUCUUCAACCGCGUCCUGUAAAGAAGAACAAGAAGAAAUUUGUCAAAAAGACGAUAAGGAAGAACAAAAAUUAAUUUAUCAUUUCCAAAUACUUAGUUGGGAAGAUAAUGAUGCUUGUCCUGUUGAAUCUGUUCUAAAUUUUUUGGAUGCGGUUAAUGAAUGUGAAAAGAAUGAAAUUGGAGGAGUCAUGAAUAAAAUGAAUAAAAAGUCAAAAAUUGGCCCAACAAUUGUGCAUUGCAGUGCUGGAAUUGGUAGAACAGGAACUUUUUUGGCGUUGGACAUUAUAAUUAAUAGAAUUAAACAAAAAGUUAAAAUGCUUCGUGAACAGCGGGCGACAAUGGUACAAACAGAAGCUCAAUAUCGGUUUAUUUUUCAUGUAAUCUCUGCUUUUAUGCGUGGAUAUAGAAGCCAAUUUCAAUUGACGUACAAAAAGACCAAUAGCGUUGAAGGACCUCAUCGACCCUAAUUUGACUUUUAAAAAAAUUCCCAAACUGAAAAACAUUCCAAAAUUAAUUU
This is a messenger RNA of Meloidogyne enterolobii, 1831 nucleotides long. The record is from the annotation of a GenBank genome assembly. Lineage: Eukaryota; Metazoa; Nematoda; Chromadorea; Rhabditida; Meloidogynidae.